CUGGGGAACUUUGGAAUUCCAGGAACUACCCUGGAAUGAAAUUAUUUGAGCAGAUUGUUUUUAGAUGCCACUGAUUAAAUAAAAGAAUAAAAUAAGCUGAGACAUAAACGGAGAGACUCUGAGGAGAAAUAAUAUCAGAUCCUCCUUCUAAGCUCUCCACAAAGAAAAGGGGGAAAAAAAGAGAGAGAUGGGGUUGUCUUUUACAAAGCUCUUCAGCCGGCUUUUCGCCAAGAAGGAGAUGCGUAUUUUAAUGGUGGGUCUUGAUGCAGCUGGUAAAACCACUAUUUUAUACAAGCUCAAGCUCGGUGAAAUCGUCACCACUAUCCCAACCAUCGGAUUCAAUGUCGAGACAGUGGAAUACAAGAACAUCAGCUUCACUGUUUGGGAUGUCGGUGGCCAAGACAAGAUCCGUCCUUUGUGGAGGCACUAUUUCCAAAACACUCAAGGUCUCAUUUUCGUGGUGGAUAGCAAUGACAGGGACCGUGUUGUUGAAGCAAGGGAUGAACUGCACAGGAUGUUGAAUGAGGAUGAAUUGAGAGAUGCCGUUUUGCUCGUAUUUGCCAACAAACAAGAUCUUCCCAAUGCAAUGAAUGCUGCUGAAAUAACUGAUAAGCUUGGUCUUCAUUCUCUCCGCCAGCGCCACUGGUAUAUCCAGAGUACAUGUGCAACUUCUGGAGAAGGCCUUUACGAGGGACUCGAUUGGCUUUCCAACAACAUUGCUAGCAAGGCAUGAGGGAGGAUGGGUGUUUGAUUGUUAGCUCAACUCUGGCCAGGAUAGCUUCCUCUGCUAUACCGAAACUUUUUCGUAACGACGGAAUGUUUAUUAGAUAUGAUAUUGCGAUAUGCGCUUUGUUUAACCUCAACUAUACCCGUGACUUUCGGAAAUGGGAGUGAAAAUAUUUCGACUGAA
Messenger RNA from Gossypium raimondii (Peruvian cotton), 910 nucleotides. RefSeq names its product ADP-ribosylation factor. Gene Ontology annotation, molecular function: GTP binding; GTPase activity. The coding region runs from base 188 to 733 and encodes 181 amino acids. Lineage: Eukaryota; Viridiplantae; Streptophyta; Magnoliopsida; Malvales; Malvaceae. Gene Ontology annotation, cellular component: cytoplasm. The transcript has 7 exons. Gene Ontology annotation, biological process: intracellular protein transport; vesicle-mediated transport. The record is from RefSeq and is a predicted model, not a curated record.